This is a messenger RNA of Sinocyclocheilus anshuiensis, 692 nucleotides long. RefSeq names its product E3 ubiquitin/ISG15 ligase TRIM25-like. Bases 30 to 692 code for a protein of 220 amino acids. Gene Ontology annotation, molecular function: zinc ion binding. The transcript has 3 exons. Lineage: Eukaryota; Metazoa; Chordata; Actinopteri; Cypriniformes; Cyprinidae. The record is from RefSeq and is a predicted model, not a curated record.
UGUUUGUGUCUCUGUAUGCAUGCAGUAAAAUGGCAGGAGCCAGAGUUUUUCAGGAUGAGUUCACGUGUCCAGUGUGUCUGGAUCUCCUGAAGGAUCCAGUGACGAUCCAGUGUGGACACAGUUACUGUAUGAGCUGCAUUACAGACUGCUUGAAUGAGGAGGAUGAGAAGAGAGUCUACAGCUGCCCUCAGUGCAGACAGACCUUCAGUCCAAGACCUGCUUUAGCUAGAAACACCAUGCUGGCUGAAGUGGUGGAGAAACUGAAGAAGACCAAACUCUCUGCUGACUGUGACGCUGGAGCUGGAGAUGUGCAGUGUGACGUCUGUACUGGAAGAAAAUACAAAGCCGUCAAGUCCUGUCUGGUGUGUCUGGAGUCUUACUGUCAGAAUCACCUCGAACAACAUGAGAGCUGGUUUAAAGGAAAGAGACACAGUGUGAUUGAAGCCACUGGACGACUGCAGGAGAUGAUCUGCCAGAAACAUGAGAAGCUCCUUGAGGUUUUCUGUCGCACUGAUCAGAAGUGUAUAUGUGUGCUGUGUACGGUUACUGAACAUAAAAACCACGACACUGUAUCAGCUGCAGAUCAGAGGACAGAGAAACAGCACCAGCUGAAGGAGACGCAGAAGACGCUCCAGCAGAGAAUCCAGCAGAGAGAGAAAGAUCUUCAGCAGAUGAGAGAGGCUUCCCACUGA